UGUCUCCUCUAACAGCCUGAUACCUGCUGAUAAUCCGACAUCUUUUAUUUUCACGUCAAAUCAAAAUUCGUGCAUUUAGCCUACAUUUUGGCGUCCGGCAACUCCUUAAUUUUCGUGUUACCGUCAUUUUCGUUUCCGUCCGCUUGACGUUAACAUUUAUCGAUAAAAAUUACCAUGUAUUCACCCUUCUAUCAACUCAGAAAACCUGCGGAACAACAAAAUGGCAUUGAAAAUGUUCAACAAUUCCCAGCUCAUCUUGUUCCAGGUAAAUUUACAAUUAUUUAAAACCAAUUAUAUUUUAAACGCCCAAAUAAUUGUAUAGAAAAUAUAAUUAUGUAUGUGUUUUGAACUUUAGGUAGGACGAUUGCAGCAGCUGCAGUCAAUGAAGAUAGCUGUGAGUUUGGAUCAGCUAAAUACUUUGCCCUCUGUGGAUUGGGUGGUGUACUUUCAUGUGGUUUGACACACACAAUGGUUACACCAUUAGAUCUGGUAAAAUGCCGUCUUCAGGUUAACCCAGCCAAGUAUAAGAACCUUAUUAAUGGUUUCAAAGUCACAAUGGCUGAUGAAGGAGCUAGAGGAUUAGCCAAGGGUUGGGCUCCAACAGCUAUAGGUUAUUCUAUCCAAGGAUUAGGUAAAUUUGGCUUAUAUGAAUAUUUCAAAAUUGUGUAUGCUGACUUGUUGGGAGAGGAAAAGGCAUACUACUGGCGUACAUCUCUAUACUUAGCUGCAUCUGCGUCUGCUGAAUUGUUUGCUGACAUAGGUCUUGUUCCACUUGAAUCAAUCAAGGUCAAAAUUCAAACUACUCCUGGUUUUGCCAAUACUAUGCGUGAAGCCGUUCCUAAAAUGUUGCAACAAGAAGGUGUGUCUGCUUUUUUCAAGAGUUUGGUACCAUUGUGGAUGAGGCAAAUUCCUUAUACCAUGAUGAAGUUUUCAUGUUUUGAAAGAACGGUUGAAUUAAUUUAUGCUAAUGUUGUACCAAAACCGAGGGCUGAAUGCACGAAGGGGGAACAAUUGGUCGUCACGUUUGCUGCUGGUUAUAUUGCAGGAGUAUUUUGUGCUAUAGUUUCUCACCCAGCGGAUACAUUAGUUUCAAAGUUAAAUCAAGAAAAGGGCGCAUCAUCUGUUGAAGUGUUAAAGAAAAUUGGUUUUGGUGGUAUAUGGAAAGGUUUAGGCCCAAGAAUUAUCAUGAUUGGUACUCUGACAGCUUUGCAAUGGUUCAUAUAUGACUUUGUAAAAGUUACUUUGAGCAUUCCUCGACCACCACCACCAACACCGCCUAAGGGAAAGAGCGAGUAAACAAUUGAUAGUAUAAUCAAUUUAAUCAAUUCAGAACUGUCAGUCAUAAACUAAAUGUAAACUGUUGUACACCUUAAAAUAGUUCAGAGGUACUUAAAGUCAAAUUAAAUGCUUUUUAGUGUUCUUUUACAUCUAUAGAUGCUCUAUCAUUCCGACUAUAACAAUACCUCAAUCAAGUGUAUUUAUUAGUAGUAUAGACAAUG
Molecule: messenger RNA, 1499 nt
Organism: Cinara cedri
Lineage: Eukaryota; Metazoa; Arthropoda; Insecta; Hemiptera; Aphididae
Source: the annotation of a GenBank genome assembly